AUGGCCAAUCCCUCUCUCUUUUCCCUCGCUCUCCUCGUCACUCUGUUUGCAUUCACCACAACUGUCUCUGAGGAGAUAAGAAUGCCAUAUAUCAUCCACAUGAAUAAGUCCAUGAAGCCUCUGCAAUUUUCACUCCGUGAGCACUGGUAUGCCUCUGUCAUCAAUGAGGCAACUUCAGGCUCAGACGAUGAAGGGCUGUUGUUAUAUACAUAUGAUAUAGUACUUGAUGGAUUUGCAGCGAACCUGAGCAGAGCUGAGGCUGCAGCUUUAGAGAGCGUGGAGGGUUGCUUGGCCGUAAUCCCGUCAUCUGUCAGGCAAAUACAUACGACCCAUUCGCCGCAGUUUUUGGGUCUGGGAGGCUCGCCAAAUAAUUUGUGGCCUCGGUCCCAUUACGGCAAAGAUGUGAUUGUGGGCGUGAUUGAUACCGGAAUAUGGCCUGAGAGCAGGAGUUUCAAUGAUAAAGGCCUGGGACCUGUGUCCGCAAAAUGGAAGGGUGUAUGUCAAAGCGGGGAGUUGUUCAAUUCCUCUCAUUGCAACAGGAAACUCAUUGGAGCUCGCUAUUUCUUCAAAGGCUACGAAGCACGGUACGGUAGUCUCAGCAAGAGCGAGUUAAAAUCAGCAAGAGACAUCGAGGGCCAUGGAACUCACUGUGCUUCGACUGCUGCAGGAUCCGCUGUGGGUGGAGAGAAUUUCAAUGGCUUUGCCAACGGAACAGCCACAGGAAUGGCUCCUCAGGCCAGAGUGGCCGUAUAUAAGAUUGUCUGGGAUGGUCAUAUUGACGGCUCUGACGCUAUUGCUGCCAUAGAAAUGGCCGUUUCAGAUGGCGUGGAUAUUAUAUCUAAGUCCAUUGGGGGACCAGAAAUGCCUUUUUACAACGAUGCCAUUGCCAUCGGAGCCUUUAAAGCAAUGGCCAAGGGCGUAUUUUUUUCUUUAUCAGCAGGCAACUUUGGAUCUCUUUACUCUUCCAUCCAAAACACGGCACCGUGGGUGAUGACUGUUGGAGCCAGCAGUAUUGACAGAAAGUUUCCCGCCGCUGUCAGACUUGGCAAUCAUGAGAUCCAAACAGGUUCUUCUCUUUCUCAAGCGAAUCAAGUAACACAAGGAUUGCCUCUGCUGUAUUUAUCUCACAACAAAAGCACCAGAAGAUGUCAAUCAGGUCUCGAUCUCAGCAUGCUCAACGGUAAAAUUUUGCUAUGUGAUCUGGCUUAUAGAAAUCCUUACAUUGAUUCCAUAGGAGUCGGCGUGCUGAAAGAAGUUUCAACGGCAGUGACACAAGUUGGGGUCGCUGGUAUCAUUUUCGCCACCGAGUCUGUUUUGGGGGCACUAGAAAUAAUCGUCGAUUCUGGUCCGCCCUCUAUUAGUGUGGCUUUUGCAGUCGGAAGGAAAAUCAAAGAGUGCAUAAACAGUACAAGUAAUCCUAAUCCUACGGCCGCCAUAAAUCCAUCAGGAUUGACAGUCAAAGGAGAGGCGGUAACAGCUCCGCUUGUGGCUUCUUUUUCUGCAAGGGGCCCGAGUCUACAAUUACCAGAUAUACUGAAACCAGAUCUGGUUGCUCCAGGCGUCGACAUAUUGGCGGCAGUUAAGAAAGGAUAUGAGUUUAAGUCAGGGACAUCCAUGUCGUGUCCCCACGUAAGCGGCCUUGCAGCGCUCAUACGAGGCGUUCAUCCUUCCUGGAGCCCCGCCGCCAUCAAAUCCGCUCUCAUGACGUCUGCUUACGUCCGCGACAAUAAAAAUCAGCCCAUCAAAGAUGUCUCGAAUCUGGAAGCCGCUAACCCAUUCAUACUGGGCACAGGUCAUGUAAAUCCAGCGGCUGCUAUGGAUCCGGGACUCGUCUACGACCUGGCACCUAGUGAUUACAUUCACUUUCUCUGUACUCUCAACUACACCGACAAACAGAUUGCUGUUCUGAUGGACAACCACAAAAUAUCGUGCCCCAGAUCAAGCAAUUUGGAAGACGUCGCAGAUCUUAAUUAUCCAUCUUACACUCUUUAUUUCAACUCCAACGUGGGUGCCGUUCGUUCUACCUACAAACGUAACAAACGUGGGUGCCGCUCGUUCUACCUACAAAGUGCAGGUGGAGGAGCCUUCUGGAAUGAAAGUAAAUGUUUAGCCAGAGACAUUAGAAUUCACAAAGGAGAACCAGAAGCUUAA
Messenger RNA from Cryptomeria japonica (Japanese cedar), 2151 nucleotides. RefSeq names its product subtilisin-like protease SBT1.8. The record is from RefSeq and is a predicted model, not a curated record. Gene Ontology annotation, molecular function: serine-type endopeptidase activity. Gene Ontology annotation, biological process: proteolysis. The coding region runs from base 1 to 2151 and encodes 716 amino acids. Lineage: Eukaryota; Viridiplantae; Streptophyta; Pinopsida; Cupressales; Cupressaceae. The transcript has a single exon.